Messenger RNA from Phytophthora infestans T30-4, 1176 nucleotides. RefSeq names its product scavenger mRNA-decapping enzyme DcpS, putative. NCBI's taxonomy places the organism in Eukaryota, Oomycota, Peronosporomycetes, Peronosporales, Peronosporaceae. The record is from RefSeq and is a predicted model, not a curated record. Bases 140 to 1018 code for a protein of 292 amino acids. Gene Ontology annotation, cellular component: P-body; nucleus. The transcript has 6 exons. Gene Ontology annotation, molecular function: hydrolase activity; RNA 7-methylguanosine cap binding. Gene Ontology annotation, biological process: deadenylation-dependent decapping of nuclear-transcribed mRNA.
UCGGAAGUCCGGAGCCAUGGUGUUGUUGGAUCUGGUUGGCCAAGUCGAGCGCCUCGGUGUCGGCAUUGCUGUGGUAGUAGCUGUGCUCGGAGCGCUUUAUCUUUGGCAACAAGCUGUGGGCGAUGUCGGUGCCACGAAGAUGCUUCGCGACUUUAAUCUCGUGCGGGUGCUCAAGCGCACGGACACGGAGUUGGCACUUUUGGGCAAUUUCAAAAGCGACAACCACAAGAAAGCAGCAGUGCUAAUUAUCCAGACUGCUGCAAUGGAUACGGGGACUCUGGAUCGGCUGCUGACGGGAAUGUCGUUACAUGAGAUCCUGAUAAACGAUAUCUACAGCACAUUUCAUGGAGAUGUAUCGCGCGACGUCAAACCUUACAAGGUUAAUUUGAUCUACCCGGCGACGGAGCGUCACGUGCGCAAGCACACGGACCAGAACUUUCACAUGGUGGUGGAGACCAAGGAGGCGUAUCGAAAGAUCACAAAGCCGUUCAUUGAUAACAUCCCUGUGGAGAAUAUUGAGUGGGUCUAUAACAUCUUGGACCACAAGAGCGAGACAGAGCGGAUCAUAUACGAAGACACGCACCACCGCAACGGAUUCGUUCUGCUGCCCGAUUUUAAGUGGUCAGACCCGUCAAAGCUGGAGUCGCUCUACUGCUUGGCCAUUGUACACGAUCGAUCGCUGCGAUCGCUUCGUGACCUUACUGGCUCGCAUUUGAAAUUAUUAAGGAGCAUCCGGAACGCUAGCCUUGAAGUUCUGAACGUAAAGUUCGGCGUGGACCCUAGCUCCAUACGCAUGUACUUACACUAUCAGCCAACUUACUAUCACUUGCACGUGCACUUCUCGCACGUCAAGAUGAAUCAAGGAACGUUCUCUGGCAAGGCGGUGCUGCUUGAAGACGUGAUCUACAACUUGUCGGUCAACAGCGACCAUUACAAGAACGCAACACUUUCAUUUGUAGUCGGCGAGAUGCAACACAAGCAGCUGUUCGAGCUCUUCCGCGAGAAGCAUAUCAUUUAACCUCGUAGCUAGACUUUCCGCACGCGCAAACUGCGCGUCGCAGCACCAGCUCCGUGCACUCCUGACGCCACCCUCAUGGGAUCGUGCCGUGUAGGUGCCCCCAGGAGUGUACAUGAAGUAAACUGCGACUGCUUGAUAAUAAAGUCCAUUCGUCCGCA